AUGGGACUCUACGACAGCUACGACGACACGACCCGCGCCAAUGAACAUGUACCGCCGUUGAACGAGCCGUUCCCUUACGGCGAACUGCCUAUCCGCGGCGUCAAUGUGGGUGGCUGGCUCCUAAUCGAGCCGUUCAUCACCCCAUCGUUCUUCAAGAAGUACGCGGCAAGCCGGGGAGUCGUCGAUGAGUACACGCUCAGCAAGGAGCUUGGGGCGACGGACGCGAAGCAGACGAUCGAGACCCACUACAGGGACUUUGUGAACGAGGACACCUUCAAGGAAAUCCGUGACGCGGGGCUGGAUCACGUUCGCAUUCCGUUCGGAUACUGGGCUAUCGAGGUUUUUGACGACGACGCGUUCCUGCCGAAGGUAUCGUGGAGAUACCUCCUGCGCGCGAUCGAGUGGGCACGGAAGUAUGGGCUCAGAGUGAAGCUCGACCUGCAUAGUGUGCCGGGAGGAGCGAACGGUUGGAAUCACAGCGGCAGACUCGGACGGAUGGAGUGGCUCAACGGUGAUCGAGGCGAGGAGUUUGGAAAUCGAACACUCAAGAUCCACACGCAGCUCGCGACGUUUUUCUCGCAGCCACGCUACAAGAACAUCGUCACCAUGUACGGCCUCGUCAACGAGCCGCGGAUGAUCCUCCUCGACGCAGAUAAAGUGAUCGCGUGGACCGAGGAAGCGUACAAGGUGGUGCGCGACAAUGGCUACGAGGGGAAGAUCAUCUUCGGUGAUGGAUUCCGAGGGUUGGGCACUUGGAAGGGCGAGUUCACGGGGCUCGACGGCAUGGUGCUCGACGUCCACCAAUAUGUCAUCUUCAACACGGCGCAAUUAUCCCUCACCCAUAGCAAGAAGAUUUCCUUCGCGUGCAAGGACUGGGGCAACCAGAUGGAUGCAAGCAUGGAUACCUCCUCCGGGUUCGGUCCGACUAUCGUCGGUGAAUGGGGUCAGGCCGAUACGGAUUGCACAGAGUACCUCAAUAAUGUCGGUGUUGGCUCUCGCUGGGAGGGAAAAUUGGAUGUGGAUGCCAAAGCCGAGCAGAUCCUCAGUCCUCAGUGCUCGACCGGCAAGAACUGCAGUUGCACGAUGCCUAACGGAGAUCCUGACAACUACACGGACGAGUAUAGACAAUUCCUCUUGAUGUUCGCGGAGGCCCAAAUGAAUGCGUUCGAGCGCGGAUGGGGCUGGAUGUACUGGACCUGGGACACCGAGAGCUCGCCGCAGUGGUCCUACAAGAAGAGUAUCGCGGCAAAGAUCAUGCCGCAAAAGGCGUACGAGCGCGACUUCAACUGCGACACUGACGUGCCCGACUUUGGUGUGCUGGGCCUGGCAGAGACCAAUUGA
This is a messenger RNA of Tricharina praecox, 1341 nucleotides long. RefSeq names its product glycoside hydrolase superfamily. NCBI's taxonomy places the organism in Eukaryota, Fungi, Ascomycota, Pezizomycetes, Pezizales, Pyronemataceae. Gene Ontology annotation, biological process: glucan catabolic process. Gene Ontology annotation, cellular component: cell surface; extracellular region. The record is from RefSeq and is a predicted model, not a curated record. The coding region runs from base 1 to 1341 and encodes 446 amino acids. Gene Ontology annotation, molecular function: beta-glucosidase activity. The transcript is spliced from 4 exons.